GACGGAUGUUGGCUUUUAACAUAUUUGGUGCGCCAUAAUUGAGUCCUUUGUUAGGAAAGUUGCAUGUUCCAACGUGACUGAGUUGGAUUGGUUCAAGUUGCAGUUCGCAUUGAGACGACUUGACCAUGACUUUGUUGUAAGAAAAUUCUGCAAGCAAUAGGCAAGUGUCAUUGUCCAGUAUCACAUUUCCGUCGCUAUCAAACUCAAUGACGUAUUGGUUAUAGUUGCAGUUCCCUUCACUGUUGCAUUGAACUAUAAUCUCGUUGACUGCACCCGCGCAACUUGGAAUGUAAGUGCGGUUGCCCGUAAAUACAUCGACGCAUGCUAAAUCUAUAGGGGAAGACACGGGGGGACUAGUCGGGGAGGACAUGGGCGAAUCAGUUGGGGAUUUUGACCCCUUCUUGCUGCUUUUUGAUUUUGAUUUCUUAGGGGCCUUUCUUCCUUGCACAGAACCUUCUUGCCCAUUAUCUUGAGGAGGGUUGGAGUUGAGUUGAGACAAGUCAAUCCAAGGAGAUGACACGGGGACUUCUUCCUUCCCCAAAGACAAUGCAGAACGAUCUUCGGAGUUGACACAAAAUGCCACCGGAGCAAUAGCAGCAUGGAAAACGAAGAAAAAGGAUGGAAAGCAAAGAACUUUCAUGAUACGUACGGUGUAAAAACGGUUCAAUGAUUUGAAGACCUUUCUAUCAAAAGAAUGAGAAGAUAGCAAAAGAUUGUUUUUGCUCUUUUUUCAAAACGGUAAUAACACAGGAUCUUGGCAUUGCACUUUGUUUUGUACGAAAUAAUCGGUGGAUCCCGUCUCUCGGUAGGAUGCUGGGAGGAGAUUCUUAUCAAGCUUUGUGAAGUGUCAGCGAAAGGCCCAAGCAAACAUUACGUGCCAUAAGAAACAAUGUGAUGCAAACGUCAUUUCAAAAGAAAAAUACGUCAUUACCUCUAUGAAGUAUGAGUGAAUCAAGAGUGAAAAUUAUCACGUGAAAAUAACACGGGGAGCAUUUUUAACCAUGCGCGAAGCACUUUUUUUUCUCUUCGAUUCCUCUCUCCAGCGCAAAAUUCAAAAAACCACAUGAAAACUGCAUGCGCCCGAACAAGUGCCCGAGCAAUAUUUGGGUUCUCUUUUGACCAACAAUGACUGCAUAAGAACCUUCUCAAUAAGUACGAUAAGCAUAUGAUAAGAAAGCUCUCACUCUCAGCUUUCUAUAGCCACCAGUCCCGUAGUUAAAUGACCRGUAGAACCCUUUCAACCGGUAGAAUGAAAAUCAUAUGCCAAAAUUUGGUCUYUUUAAACAACUAUCACAAGUACGUCAGACACUUUGACUAUAUUGAAUCUUCAUGACUGUAUACUUUUAUAAUGGAUCUAUUAAGUGCAAAAAGAAGGAAUUGAAACGCCCAAGUAUUGAGCUUAUUUCAGUAGCAAGUCUGUUAGGGGACAAUCAUUUCUGGACGGAGGAAGUAACAUAUAAUGUUCCCAAAUAAAAAUGUGAUCAGCUUUGUUCAUUUAGCUUUUGGAGUGUUUGAGGCAUAUGCCAAAAUAGCGCUUAACUUAGCUGACUUGGUUCGGUAUUGCAUUGGAUCGGUUCUUUUUUUUCUACUUAAAGUACUGUAACCCUACCUGUAGGGUUCGGAAAAUCAAAGUUAGUACGCGUACGAGGAACGAAAGUAAGUUCUUUUUGUGAAAUCACAAGUGCUUCGCGUAGAAUAAUAAUUGAACUUUCGUUGAUUACUGUAGGGGGUUCUACCUGUAGGGUUCGGAAAAUCAAAGUUACUACGCGUACGUGUACUACGCGGGAACAGAUUUUAUUGCGUGUUAAGUGUAGCUUCUUUUUCACGACAACUGCUUCUUUUUUCACUGACGUCGGCAGCAAACAGCUCUUUCCCCCCCUCAUACAAUGAAUACACAGGAGAGAGAAGCCGGGGAUGGUCUCCUACAGCUGAAUAGAUCUCUAGGAGGCCAUGCUGAUGCACUACUCUCCUCAGAUGAUUCUGAUUUGGAUCAGGAGGGGGAAGUUGUUGUCCCUGCUCCUGAUCCUGCUCCUCCUCCCCCUGCUCCUCCAGUUGCGCCCCCACCACCACCACCUGCUCCACCAACACUACCAGCAGCAGCAUCCCAUCCUUUGUUCAAGACAGCGCAGGCUGCACUGGCAAAGAUGAAGAAUCUUUCACUGACAGACAAGAGAGCUUUGCUGGUUAGAAUUAGUAGAGAUAAGCUAAACCAAAAUCUUAUUAAAGCUGUCUUUCCUGGGGGGACGCAUUGUCGUCCCAUGAGAUGCAGAGGGUGUAUCAUGAUGUAAUCAUGACAGGAAACACUCAGCACAAGAUCAGGAAACACUGGAGCCUGGCCUAUUCAGCUACAUUGCUUGCCAAAUUCUUUACAGGGAUGGAGAUCAGGAAGGGGAGAGAUCAGCAAAAAAGGGAUAGCAGAAGGACAGCUGCCGCUGUAGCUGAGCUUGAGACUGUUUCCAGAGCAGUAAAGAAGGCAAUGGAAGAAGAGGAACAGGGCGUUAUACUAAAAGCAUCCAAGCAGAAGAAAGGGAAGGUCUACUGGCAGAGGGGGCAGGCUCGGCUACAGGAUGAUUGGGACUUUGAUCCAGCCAAGCUGGAUAGGUUUCCAUGGGAAUCGUAAUAUAAUUGGCCACCUGCUGGCUGCRUAUGUGUAAUCCGUACUAUGUAUUCUGAUCUGUACUCUGAACGUGUGAGACUGCAAAUAAUUUUCUCCUUAAGGAAGGUUUUUCAGAGUACGGAUCAGAAUACAUACGGAUUACACCA
This is a messenger RNA of Pseudo-nitzschia multistriata, 2763 nucleotides long. NCBI's taxonomy places the organism in Eukaryota, Bacillariophyta, Bacillariophyceae, Bacillariales, Bacillariaceae. The record is from the annotation of a GenBank genome assembly.